GUAUUUUUCUGCAUUCCUUUUAUGUAUAAUUAUGUUGGAGACCAAUGCCCUAUUAAACUACAAUGUUAAAAUAUAACACAAGCUGUGGAUAUUUGAAUGUUUGAUUUCUAACGAAAUCGAUUCCUUGCAUAGUAGUUGCCAAAUUUGACCGAAAAACGGAUGUGUUUUUAAUCAUGCCCGGAACUUAAUUGUCGACAAUGUUUGCUUGUUUUAUUAAUUCGGUAGAUUUAUUCAUUCUGUUUGAAAUUCAAUGCAAAUAUAUCACAACCAAAGAGUUUCCGUCAAGGGUUGGAAAUGGUCAAAUGUGUUAAUAAAUAUUAUAAAAAUAAAAAAAAUUGAAAAAAUUGAGUGACAAUCCCUUUUAUGAAGAAGAAAAACAAAGCAUUCCAGCUAUGUUAUCUAAUCAAUCAUAAUCAUUAAUAACUAGGGUGAAACAAUGAUUUUUAACUUUUACUUCUCAACUCAGGCAUAAAACACUAUAUGCUUCACUAAGACUAACAAUAGGGCGUUUAACGAGCCCAUGAUUCGAGCGUGAUCAUGUUUCUAGCGGGUACAAUAGGCCAGUUCAACUAGAAAAUAGACAGUAUGAAGAAAAACAAUCGUUUGAUUUCUUAACUCUGAUUUUCCUUUAAGAUUUCAUUUUUGAUUUGAAUAUUUGCACAAUUUUCAAACCUUGUGUCAUGCUGAAGUGUUCAACUGGAGGUUUAAACUCUUAUCAUGUUGAACGUAAAUCAUAGAAAUUAGAACAGCAGACGACAAAAUGGCGUCUGUGAGCCUAGGAACCUUUGUGGUCGCGUGCGCAUGCGCAACUCUUGGACUGAUGAUUUCUAUCAGCUUCCUUGUCUUUCAUAUCUACCACCGGAAAAACAAAAUCGUCAAAAUGUCUAGUCCCUAUAUGAACAUGGUCACAAGUUUUGGCGCCAUUUUGUUGAGUGUCGUCUGCUUUAUGUAUGGUCUUGACUUUAUUUUGGAACAGGAACAGCGCACACGUACAACAAUAUGUCAGAUUCGUGUUUGGAUAAUAGUUACUUCAAUCACUCUUAUAUUGGGACCAGUCUGCACGAAGGCGUGGCGUGUACACAGUAUAUUCCAAUACGGGUUUGCCAAAAAAGUGGUUAUUAAAGAUUCAAAGCUUAUCACUAUCAUCGGAGGGCUUCUGGCAGUGGACCUCACGCUGAUGGCAUUAUGGCAAACUAUUGACCCGGUAUCUUCUAAAACAAAGCUCUUUGCAGAAUCGAUUGUUGCAGACGAAAAUGUUGACGUUCACGUGUUUAAUGAAACGACGAGUAUCCAAGAAUGCACUUGUGAAAAACUUCCGGUAUGGAUUAUUGUUUUGACGCUAUGGAAGAUAACUCUUAUAAUAUCGUGCCUGAUAUUUGCCUGGAAAACAAAAGGAGUUACCGUUCCUUCUCUGAAUGACUCAGCAAAUACUUUCGCCGCCAUAUUUGUCAGUAUUAUAAUUACUUUGUGCGCAACGAUGACAGCUACGUCACUGCAUAGAAGCACGGACGCCACCCGCAUAAUUGUAGCAGUGUCAAUUGCAGCAUGUAUUUUCCUGUUUCAGCUAGUGCUGUUCUUGCCAAAGGUACAGUACUGGUGGAAAACGCCGGACGAUGCGUCUCCAAGAAUAUCUAGUUCUUCUUUGAGGGAAAUUGCCAGCGCAGAAAUACCACCGUUACAUUUAGGUGAUGAGAAUGCGAACACUUACAAUGAUGAUGGUCUACUGAAUAUUGUAGAAGAAAACAAGGCUCUCAAAGAAUCAUUACUAGAGAAAGAAGAUUUAAUUUCGGCCCUGCAAGAUCAUUUAGAUCUCGCUAAAGAAAAACUAACCAAGCUACCGGCGAACCUUGGACCAAAAGCAGACCUAUCUCUUGAUUUAGACGCAGCUUCUGGUAUUUACGACAUAUUACGAUCACCCGAACAACCUCCGGAUAGAAGUGGAAUAUACCGAGUCGAAGGAACCCCGAGGAGCGCACAAAGUGAAGAAAUCAAUGACGUCACAGGAAGUCAGAAUGAAACCCAGUUUUUAACAGCAGACCCAAAAUUUAAAAAAUUGUAG
Ruditapes philippinarum (Manila clam) is the source of this 2059-nucleotide messenger RNA. Its product is annotated as gamma-aminobutyric acid type B receptor subunit 2-like. The record is from RefSeq and is a predicted model, not a curated record. Gene Ontology annotation, cellular component: membrane; G protein-coupled receptor heterodimeric complex. Gene Ontology annotation, biological process: G protein-coupled receptor signaling pathway; gamma-aminobutyric acid signaling pathway. The transcript is spliced from 8 exons. The coding region runs from base 761 to 2059 and encodes 432 amino acids. Lineage: Eukaryota; Metazoa; Mollusca; Bivalvia; Venerida; Veneridae. Gene Ontology annotation, molecular function: G protein-coupled GABA receptor activity.